UCCACCACCAACCACCACAGUACACUGCAAGACACAGCCACCGCUAUAUUUAUCAUCGCUAUAUAAUAUCGUUUUUUUUUUUUCAACAUUUAUAUUCGUGUUUGUCUUCUGAUCGUGUAUAAUUAAGUCGGAAAACCGAAAAAAUCGAAAAGCCGAUAGUAUGAUUGCACUUUGGACUUUUAAUGCACUUGUAUUCCUUUGCAAUUGGGCAUUUGUGUCUUCUUCGAUCUUGGCGCCACUAAAAGAUGACAGCAAUUUAAGAAUCUUUAAGGAGCUGCCCAACAAAUUUGAAUAUAUAACAAAGAGACACGGCAUCGAUGAUCGUAAAGAGGACGCCGAAUCUAAAGAAAGACGCAGUACUAUGAGCUCCUCUUUCAUCAGGUUCGGACGCAGUCAGUCUGCGUUCAACGUCAAUGACAAUUCGGCGGCACUCGAUAGCGAAACUGACUCGAAAGUUGAUAGACAUUCCCGACGAAAAUCGGCGGACAUUGUCAUCAGAUUUGGCCGGUCCAAAUUGAAGAAUGCUAAUAACGAACAACUUAAACGCGGGAAAAGCGAUCUUAAUUUCAUCAGGUUUGGUCGUAAUGUGCAACUUGUACCGGCCGAUGUCGAUUUGUCCGCUGUGUGUCAAACGAUCAUGUCAAACAACAUGAUAAGCGACGCGGAGCUUCAUCCGGACGUUGCGAGACUGCUUCGUCUUUGCAACAGUUUGAACAAGAUCACCGGCGAAAUCAAUGUGGACGACUUGUUCGAGGAUCAGGCCGACUUGAGUCGUCGCGAAUGAGAACUGGAUUUCUGCUGUUAUCCGAAACUCGUCCGAGAUCCGAUAUCGUCUCGUGCAGAGGAUUCACAAUCGUGAAUUUCACUUCAAAUUCGAUGACGGAUAUCAACGAGAAGUAUCAUCAACUCCCGUUUACUGAACUGAUUAAACCGACGAGUUGCAUUUAGAUUUGAAACGACGACCGACGCCACGUUACUGUCAACUUAACGGAGUUCCACACAUAUGCAAAAUCUAAAGAAAUAACAACGGUUAUUAAAACAAUCAGAGCAAGUUUGCUUCUGCAUCUUGCUUUUUGGUUAACUUAAAUCAAGUGCGACGUUUGUCGUAACGUUGCGUAUCAUACGGUCUAUAUUAUAAUUCAAUCAAUAUCUUUUGAUCUCUUACAAAAACAAAGUUGUAUUUUUAUGUAAUUUUGAUUGAGAACAUAUUUACAAUUAAUACACUAUUCUUCGUAUAAUUCGUAGUAUUUUUUUUCGCAACAAUAUUCCACAACAGCAAAGGAUUAUAAUCGUUUAUUUACUUACUACGACGCUGCGCAUCAAUCCUUUUAUUAUCCAGUUAGCCGAUCAUUCUAUAUUGCGCCGUUCUAUUUUGUUGCUAACUAUAGCGCAUUCACAAAUUUAUAGCGAAUGUCGAGUCGCGAAUUUCAGGCACGGCGUUGUACAUCCACACUUGCCUCACUUUACAUUUUUAGUGUACAUAUAUAUAUAUAUGUAUAUUUGACAUAUAUAUAUAUGUAUAUUUGACAUAAUAUUUGUUGUAUAGGAAAUAUCGUCAAUGUAGCCGCGCAGAUUCGUGUUGUGCGCCUUCUUUCUGUCGCGUCUAUAGCGUGUUGGUGCUAAAUUCUGAUUGGAUACAAUAGCAGUGUGCAAACGUACGUACAUAACAAUAAAAAUCGCUGAAUUAAACAUAUAGAUACAUAUGAAAAAAGAAGAAACUAGAACGCGUACUUCUAGUUCGAUGCAUAUCGGACGCAAGGAAACCAAUCAAGGUUUAGUUUUCACUGUUGCGUAACAGUAACGGAAUGCAGAAAACUGUUAUAGUCGCAGAAAAAUACGCUAACACUUGAUGAUACACAUAGGCAAACCGCGCUAGAAUAUCCAAACAAAAUCUCUCGCGUGUUAUAUAUAAUUACCAGACUGACUGUUGACUUAACACACAAAUCUAUAAUAGUAAUAUAAAUAUUACAGGGAUUCGUCGCAGAAUCACACAGAAAUACGCAUAUGUAUUGUAUCCAAUAGCAUAAAUGCCGUUCGUAUGAAAUAUGUAAAGUUAAUACGUAACUAUAUGUAAUUAAAAAGAAACAGUGGCUGGGA
This is a messenger RNA of Pseudomyrmex gracilis, 2097 nucleotides long. RefSeq names its product FMRFamide-related peptides-like. The record is from RefSeq and is a predicted model, not a curated record. Gene Ontology annotation, biological process: neuropeptide signaling pathway. The transcript has 3 exons. Bases 161 to 784 code for a protein of 207 amino acids. NCBI's taxonomy places the organism in Eukaryota, Metazoa, Arthropoda, Insecta, Hymenoptera, Formicidae.